Messenger RNA from Entelurus aequoreus (snake pipefish), 4352 nucleotides. RefSeq names its product GNAS complex locus (gene gnas). Gene Ontology annotation, molecular function: GTPase activity; GTP binding; mu-type opioid receptor binding. Gene Ontology annotation, cellular component: heterotrimeric G-protein complex. The transcript has 12 exons. Bases 1739 to 2878 code for a protein of 379 amino acids. NCBI's taxonomy places the organism in Eukaryota, Metazoa, Chordata, Actinopteri, Syngnathiformes, Syngnathidae. Gene Ontology annotation, biological process: adenylate cyclase-activating dopamine receptor signaling pathway; sensory perception of chemical stimulus. The record is from RefSeq and is a predicted model, not a curated record.
ACCACUACACCUCUCCCUCUCUCUCUUUAGCCUUCCCAGGGUUCACCGAGCGCGGCGGCGUGGCCCCACCCCAAUGUAGGCUCCUGCCCUAGGACAACGGAGACAACGGGAAUAUAAGAGUACUCUCCGAGGAGAAGACCGAGAAGAAGAAGAAGAAGACCAAUCCGCUUCGCGUCCUUUUUUCGCCUCCCAGCAGCGUGGCGGCCUCAGUGCUAGCUAAACUAAGCUAGCUCUGUGCUGCUAAUUCUGCUGGAUUUCCACGCAAAUGCGAAGAAAUGAGCGCGUGGAUUAUUCCACGCCAGCAUGCAGUGUGCGUGUACGUGUAGUGCGGGUGCACGUCCAGGCCUCAGAUCACUCUUUUUGACGAGCAGAUGCGUGCCUCAAAAACAACAAACCUCAAUUUUUCUCCUGUAAUUGUCCCUCGUAUUCGGCUUCCUGUCUCGGCCAGGGUGGUGGCGAUGUGAGGGGCCGAGAAUACAACAAGUAUUUUAUGGGAAGGAGAAACCCGCAAAAGCCGGAGAAAAUCCGAAUAAGUUGGCUGUGAAAGGAGGCAGAGAAGUGGGCCGGAAGUGUCACACAUGUUUAGUACUUCACUUCCUGGACGGGACCGUCGUCAAGUUGGAAAUGUUCCGAACGGAAGCUUGGAACCCAGCCGGGUGAGCGCCACACUCACGCCGAAUUACGCGCCCUGUCGCCGGCCAGAGUCAGACGCCAGCCCCGCGGUUGCUUGCCACCCUUCCCCUUGGACUACAAGUCAAUCUGGACCAGCCCUGGUACAGUUUUUCCUGCUAGGACCAGGACCUCGGUCUGAGUGAACCAUCUUCUUGGUCCACUUGUUGCAUUUGACACCCCCUAGCCUCCCCGUUUGGAAGCCACUUAGGACUUCUAUUAAAUCUGGACCAGCCCUGGUACAGUUUUUCCUGCUAGGACCAGGACCUCGGUCUGAGUGAACCAUCUUCUUGGUCCACUUGUUGCAUUUGACACCCCCUAGCCUCCCCGUUUGGAAGCCACUUAGGACUUCUAUUAAAUCUGGACCAGCCCUGGUACAGUUUUUCCUGCUAGGACCAGGACCUCGGUCUGAGUGAACCCUCUUCUUGGUCCACUUGUUGCAUUUGCCACCACCUAGCCUCCCUGUUUGGAAGCCACUUAGGACUUCUAUUAAAUCUGGACCAGCCCUGGUAUGGUUUUUCCUGCUAGAGCCAGGACCUCGGUCUGAGUGAACCCUCUUUUCGGUCCACUUGUUGCAUUUUCAACCACCUAGCCUCCCCAUUUGGAAGCCACUUAGGACUACUAGUCAAUCUGGACCAGCCCUGGUACGUUUUUUCCUGCUAGGACCAGGACCUUGGUCUGAGUGAACCCUCUUCUCGGUCCACUUGUUGCAUUUGCCACCACCUAGCGUCCUCCUUUUUCCCGUUUGGAAAGCAUUUAGGACUACUAGUCAAUCUGGACCAGCCCUGGUACUUUUUUUCCUGCUAGGACCAGGACUUUGUCUGAGUGAACCCUCUUCUCGGUCCACUUGUUGCAUUUGCCACCACCUAGCGUCCUCCUUUUUCCCGUUUGGAAGCCACUUAGGACUACUAGUCAAUCUGGACCAGCCCUGGUACAGUUUUUACUGCUAGGACCAGGACUUCGGUCUGAGUGAACCCUCUUCUUGGUCCACUUGUUGCAUUUGCCACCACCGAGCCUCCUCCUUCAUCCCGUUUGGAAGCUCCCUCCUUUGCUUUUUCCCUGCGGGAAGAUGGGUUGUUUGGGCAACAGUAAGACUGAAGACCAGAGAAACGAGGAGAAGGCCCAGAGAGAAGCGAACAAAAAGAUCGAAAAGCAGCUCCAGAAGGACAAACAAAUCUACAGAGCGACGCACCGACUGCUGCUUUUAGGAGCCGGAGAGUCCGGGAAGAGCACAAUCGUGAAACAGAUGAGGAUUCUCCACGUCAACGGCUUCAAUGCAGAAGAGAAGAAGCAGAAAAUCCAGGACAUCAAAAAUAAUAUCAAAGAGGCCAUUGAGACCAUAGUCACAGCCAUGAGUACCCUGACGCCUCCUGUGCAGUUGGCGUCUCCAGAAAACCAGCACCGCAUUGAGUACGUCCUGAACCUGGUCAACCAGAAGGACUUUGACUUUCCGUCUGAGUUCUACGAGCAUGCCAAGACUCUGUGGCAGGACGAGGGCGUCAAGGUGUGCUAUGAGAGAUCCAACGAGUACCAGCUCAUCGACUGUGCACAAUACUUCCUGGACAAGGUGGACAUUGUGAGGCAGAGCGACUACACGCCCUCAGAUCAGGAUUUGCUGCGGUGCAGAGUCCUGACUUCAGGGAUUUUUGAGACCAGAUUCCAAGUGGACAAAGUCAAUUUCCACAUGUUUGACGUGGGCGGCCAGCGAGACGAACGCAGGAAAUGGAUCCAGUGCUUUAACGACGUGACGGCCAUCAUCUUUGUGGUGGCCAGCAGCAGCUACAACAUGGUGAUCAGAGAGGACAAUCAGACCAAUCGUUUACAGGAAGCCCUCAACCUCUUCAAGAACAUCUGGAACAACAGGUGGCUGCGAACCAUUUCAGUCAUCUUGUUCCUCAACAAGCAGGACCUCCUGGCAGAGAAAGUGCUGGCAGGAAAGUCCAAAAUCGAGGAGUACUUUCCAGAGUUUGCUCGCUACACAACACCUGAUGACGCGACACCAGAAGCUGGAGAAGAUCCUCGUGUCACAAGAGCAAAGUACUUCAUCAGAGACGAGUUCCUGAGGAUCAGCACAGCGAGCGGUGACGGCCGCCAUUACUGCUACCCACACUUCACCUGUGCUGUGGACACGGAAAACAUCCGCCGUGUCUUCAACGACUGUAGGGACAUCAUCCAGAGGAUGCACCUGCGGCAGUAUGAGCUCUUGUGAUUGGACGUCACCUACAGGACAGUAUGAGCUCUUGUGAUUGGACGUCACCUACAGGACAGUACGAGCUCUUGUGAUUGGACGUCACCUACAGGACAGUGUGAGCUCUUGUGAUUGGACGUCACCUACAGGACAGUGUGAGCUCUUGUGAUUGGACGUCACCUACAGGACAGUACGAGCUCUUGUGAUUGGACGUCACCUACAGGACAGUGUGAGCUCUUGUGAUUGGACGUCACCUACAGGACAGUACGAGCUCUUGUGAUUGGACGUCACCUACAGGACAGUGUGAGCUCUUGUGAUUGGACGUCACCUACAGGGCAGUAUGAGCUCUUGUGAUUGGACCUCACCUACAGGACAGUACGAGCUCUUGUGAUUGGACCUCACCUACAGGACAGUAUGAGCUCUUGUGAUUGGACCUCACCUACAGGACAGUACGAGCUCUUGUGAUUGGACGUCACCUACAGGACAGUACGAGUUGUUGUGAUUGGGCGUCACCUACAGAACAGUAUGAGCUCUUGUGAUUGGACGUCACCUACAGGACAGUAUGAGCUCUUGUGAUUGGACGUCACCUACAGGACAGUAUGAGCUCUUGUGAUUGGACUUCACCUACAGGACAGUAUGAGCUCUUGUGAUUGGACGCAAAGAGAUUUUGGCCAAAAAGACCCAAAAAAGGAAAAAAAAAAGCAGAACAAACUUGGGAACAGUCUUUGAACUCUUCCAUGGACAUGCCAAAAAGACACUUGGGGACGGACACACACGCACACACACACACAUACCUACACAAAGUACAUGAUGCCAACUUCCCCUUGCUGCUAAGUCCACUGUGAUGGGUGUGUCUGAAGGGGCGUGGCCACUGUCCUGUCACACAUGUCCUUCCUGUAGGAGUGGCUCCAUGACAAAACAUGUGAUGUCACCGUUGGACUGCAAGCAAGUGGACGCACACACACACACACACACACACACACACACACACACACACACACAGCAGUCCUUCCUAUGACAUUUGCAUAUCAGGAUAAUCAUUAAAAAAACACAUCAAACGUGCGUUUACUGGAUUGGGCAUAAACAUCAAACAUAUCCAUGUUUUUUCUUGUUGCUUUAAGAUGAAACACUCAAACUUUUGAAAAGAAAAAAGGAGUGUGGGUUUGUUGAGUUAUUUUGUAAGAGGAAGAAUUCACAGUUCUUUAGGUGAACUUGUCCUUGGUUGUUGUGUGUCAGCUCUGGUUCUUGUACAGAGUGUGUCUGCCUUCACCACUGUACGUGUGUAACCAGCUCAAGUUCUGCGCUGUAUUCACUAGCUGGGUCAAUGAUUUCUUGUUUCUUCCUCUGCAUCAUUUACAUUUCUAUUUUUGGAUCAUAUUUCCCCUAAAGAGGCUGAAUACACGACAUGUAUACGGCUUUCAAGAGAAAGUAUUUUACUAGGAAUCCAAUUGUACACGCGACAAGUGUGCUUCUAAGUUAAACUCCUUCUACUCAA